AUGCCGACAAUGUACGAGAUGGUGAAAAACUGGAUCCAGGGGGAGCCGGUGCCGCCCCAGGUCAUCGCCGGCCUCAACAAGCAGAUCGAGGCCAACAAGGUGAUUGUCUACUCCAAGACCCACUGCCCUUAUUGCAAAUCCACCAAAGAAACGCUCCGCAAGCUCGGGGCUCCAUUUGAAGUGGUGGAGCUUGAUCGUGUCAAGGAUGGGCGUACCCUCCAGCGCGGGCUCACCGAGAUCACGGGACAAAAGACGGUGCCGAAUAUUUUCAUCAACGGCAAGCACAUCGGCGGCAACAGCGAUCUCCAGAAGUUGGCCAAGGGGAAACAGCUCCAGCAGAUGUUGGCCUAG
This is a messenger RNA of Diutina rugosa, 351 nucleotides long. Its product is annotated as glutaredoxin. Gene Ontology annotation, cellular component: cytoplasm. The coding region runs from base 1 to 351 and encodes 116 amino acids. NCBI's taxonomy places the organism in Eukaryota, Fungi, Ascomycota, Pichiomycetes, Serinales, Debaryomycetaceae. The record is from RefSeq and is a predicted model, not a curated record. Gene Ontology annotation, biological process: cellular response to oxidative stress. The transcript has a single exon. Gene Ontology annotation, molecular function: glutathione disulfide oxidoreductase activity.